Molecule: messenger RNA, 3808 nt
Organism: Danio rerio (zebrafish)
Lineage: Eukaryota; Metazoa; Chordata; Actinopteri; Cypriniformes; Danionidae
Source: RefSeq, a predicted model, not a curated record
UUAACUAGUUUCAGUGUCCUAGACAAGCUACAUUUAACGUACGCAGAAGAAAAUGUUUUGUUUUGUGUUUUAUUUUAUUUGAAAGAUGUUUCUCAAAUGAUACAUUCUAGUUUCAAAGUUGCCAGCAGAAUUACUCAGUUCAAUAUAAUUACGCAUGCAGAUAAGAACGGGGUGUAAAGCUGUAGAUCGCGAAUCAACGUUAACGCAUUGAGUAAAGAGUUACACAAGAGCUGAGAUGUCCACACCGAGAGUCCUCCCGCAAAGCAAAGAGACUCUUUUGCAGAACUACAACAAGAGACUCAAAGAUGACAUCAGGUCAAUUCUAGACAAUUUUACGGAAAUAAUUAAAACUGCUAAGGUGGAAGAUGAGACUCAGGUUUCCAGGGCGACGCAAGCUGAACAGGACCAUUUUGAAAUGCAUGUCCGAGCUGCCAACAUUGUACGUGCAGGAGAGUCUCUGAUGAAGCUUGUCUCAGACCUGAAGCAGUUCCUUAUCCUGAAUGAUUUCCCGUCUGUCAACGAGGCCAUCAGUCUGCGUAACCAGCAGCUCCGCACACUGCAGGAGGAGUGCGACAAGAAGCUCAUCUCUUUGCGGGAUGAGAUUGCCAUCGACCUGUAUGAGCUCGAGGAAGAGUAUUACUCCUCCAGGUACAAAUAGAGCAGUGAUCCCAAACGUGUGUGCAGUCACCCCUGCCUUUACUUGCUUACCAGAGCCAUAAACCUGAUGUAUAUGUACAUCAUAAGAAAACAUAACACAGGGUGAUUCAUGGAGCCAUUCUUGUGUUUAAAGGUUUUUUUAAUUUGCAUAACCAGUUACUGGCUUCAAUCAUUGAACAUUGCUAACAAUGCUAACAUUGGGCUAUUUGUUUGAUCAAACCAUGCAAGUUUGGUUUUCCAUACACAUGCAUUUAAUACCAUUGUGUGCCUUAAUUAGAGUGCAGAUUCUUGCAGGUAAGCAUUAAUGACAUAGGAAAAUUAAGGAAACUUGUAGUUAGACUUACAGUUUUGCUAUAGUUUAUAUUUAUAACAAGCAGGGUAUCAUUAUAUGUGUUUUUCUGCUAUGCUCAUAAAAUAACAUAUGUAUUUACAUUGUAUUAAUUUCACACCAAAGACGUUAUCAAGCACUUUCGGUAUAACUGGGCAAGUAUAACUGCACAAGAAAUCUCUUAUCCGUUAUACAACUAUAAGUGCAUAUAAAGAUUCCAUCCCAGGUGCCUUGUAUGAUUGUUUUAGAAUAUCUAUUUUAUAUAUCAAUGUUGCAAUCAGAUAUCAGGAUGUUAAUUUUCUGUUUAUUAGUGGUGCUGAAUAAUUAAAUGUUGAUCUUAUGUACUAUACAAACAUUUUAGAUGAAUUUAAGGAGUUUUUGAAACAAGGUGACCAGUAAUAGUUUCACAAAAAGAUAUAUUUUAAUUGAGGUAUUAUGGGAAUUAUUUAAUAAUACACAAUUUUUUGGAAAAUCAUAGAUGUUAAUGUUUUUAAAAGUAGUUUGGCGCAAUAAAGUUUUAACACAAUGAGGACUAGCAAAAUUCAGAGCACUUUAAAAUAUGUAAUAAAGAGUAAAGGCUUCAUUCAGACCAUGUCGUAAUUACCAUGAAUUCAAGAUAACACGCAUCUCUGGGGGCUGGGCACAGAAGCUAUAGAGACCUAUGUAUUCAUUCCUUAUCUUACUAAAAUUGUCUGACUCUUGAAGUCUAUGGCAGCCUAUAGCCAUGUGGAAAAUUUUGGACACGAAUAGAGUUUGGGCACCCCUGCUCUAGAAUUUCCAACAGCUCAGAUUUACAUUAAUGUUUAUGCUAAUAACAUUUAGCAAGAAGAACUAAAAACUGAAUUUUAACAAAAAUGGUUAAUGACAAAUAUGCUGCCAUGUUUUUAAACCUCUAAAAUGUUUCUAGGCUCUUUGUCUGACUUUUCUCAAACAUUUGACCAGAUCAUAGUCAAUGUAUGUAAUUCAAGUAGAUGUGCAAAAAAAUAAAAACUCUUAUAUCUCUGGUGCUUGGCUGCUUACUUGUGAAUUCUCUAUCAUCCUAGGAUUUGAAAUUGUAAGUUUUGUUUCAUCAUCAAUCACUAUUAAAAUUAAUUAAAUUAAUCAUAACCAGUUUAUGAUUAGUUUAACUGCAAUAAUGAUUUUGCUCUUUAGAAUUUCAUAAUUACGACAUGGCAUGAAUGCACCUGUAGGGUUCUUUAUUGUAUAAUCAAACGUUAAACAGCAUAUAAAUUAGCUUACUGGAAGAAAAUGAUUUGAUACGCUCAAGAAACUGAUUUUUUUUCAUGUUCCAUAUCAUUCACAAAUGGCAUGUUUUUUUUUUUUUCUUUAAAUUUUAAUGGAAGUUUUUGUAAAUUGGCAAAAAUAUACUAUAUUGCCAAAUGUUUUGGGACACCACUCAAAAUCCCAAAUUCAGGGAUUCUGAUCACUUCCAAAAAAUAAAGCUCCUAGGCAUGCGGACCUUAGCAACAAUAUGGUAGGCACCAAAAAUCACAGAGCGGGUCAGAACUCUCAAAGUCUGAGACCUCCAAACUUUAUGUGGCCUUCAGAUUAGCUCAAGAGCAGUGCAUCGAAAGCUGGAAUUCGUUUCCAUGGUCGAGCUGUCGAAUUCAAGCUGUACUUUACCAAGUGCAAUGAAAAGUGGCGGAUACAAUGAUGUAAAGCAAACCGCCACUGAACUCUAAAGUUGUGGAAAUAUGUUUUCUGGGGUGACGUUUCAUGCUUCCCUGUCUGGCAAUCCAAUGGAUGAAUCUGGGUUUGGCAGUUGCCAGGAGAACGACAUCUCGCCUGAAUGCUAUGUGCCAAGUGUUAUGCUUGAUGGAGAGGGGAUUAUGGUUGGAGGCUGUUUUUCAGGGUUUGGGGUUUGCCCUUUAGUUCAAGUGGCAUAAACGCUUAAUGCUUCAGCAUAUCAGACAUGGACAAUUUCAUGCUCCUUACACUGGGUAAAGUUUGAGAAUGACCCCCCUCCUGUUCCAACAUGACUGCACACCAGUGCACAAAGCAAGGUCCAUAAAAAAUUGAAUGAGCAAGUUUGGUGUGGAGAAAGUUGACUGGCCUGCACAGAGUACUGAUAUCAACCUGAUUGAACACCUUUGGAAAGAAGUGAAGAGUGUUAGCCAGGCCUUCUUGUACAACAUCAGUGCGUGACCUCACAAAUGUGCUUCUAGAACACAGGUGUCAAAUGCAGUUGCUGGAGGGCCGCAGCUCUGCACAGUUUAGUUUCAACCCUGGUUCAACAGACACGCUGAUCAAUUGAUGCAGAAGUAUAAACCAGGCUUAACCUGUAGAAUUCAUGCAAGCCUUAAGUACUCUAUACUUUUGAUCAGGUGUCUUUAAUUAGGGUAAAAGCUAAACUGUGCCUAGCUGUGGCCUUCCAGGAACUGAAAUUGACACUUGCGUUCUAUAAGAAUGGUCAAAUAUUUCUAUAAACACUCUUUAACCUUGUGGAAAUCACAAGCAUCUUUGUGGCCUUUAUAGCUAAAAAGGGUGGGUCAACGCUAUAUUAUAUAAUACAGCUUAAGAUUGGGAUGUCAUUAAAGUUCAUGUACAUAUAAAGGCAGAUGUUCCAAAACUUUUGACAAUAUAGUGUAUUUUAUCUUUUAUUUACAAAUGUGUCGAGAUGUAACAUUAUUAUUUAUAGAGCAUUUGUUUCCCUCAGUGGUUUGAUAUUGCACUACACUGUUUUGAUGUGGUGAAGUAUUGGGUAGAAACAGUGUUGGUCACAUUAGUACCUGUUCUGAAUGUAUCACAAUAUUUGUCAAGUUUUCCCCACAAACCAACAGGUCAUUUCAAAUUUCAUAAAUAAACCAGAGAGAAAAGAGAGCA